This is a messenger RNA of Exophiala spinifera, 279 nucleotides long. RefSeq lists its product as uncharacterized. The record is from RefSeq and is a predicted model, not a curated record. NCBI's taxonomy places the organism in Eukaryota, Fungi, Ascomycota, Eurotiomycetes, Chaetothyriales, Herpotrichiellaceae. The transcript is spliced from 2 exons. Bases 1 to 279 code for a protein of 92 amino acids.
AUGAGAACAGUGUUGCAGGUUCUACAAGAGGUGGAAGACACCCGCGACUGGCUGCCUAACAACUUGGUAUCUGGCAGAGAACUGUACUUGGAGGACAUCCCGGAAGGCAAACCCGGCCACUGUCUCGCUGUCCUCGGCACAUCUCUCACCGACAUCAGAAAUAGUGCCAAUCAAGUUCUGAAGGACCGCCGAAAACUGCUGGCAGAUUUCAGCAUCACAUGCCCAGCAAACGCCACAAUCCAAGAGCAAGUUGAGUCGCUGCCAUCAGAGCCCAUUUAA